Girardinichthys multiradiatus is the source of this 2450-nucleotide messenger RNA. RefSeq names its product MOB kinase activator 1A (gene mob1a). Gene Ontology annotation, biological process: hippo signaling; positive regulation of protein phosphorylation. Gene Ontology annotation, molecular function: protein kinase activator activity. Lineage: Eukaryota; Metazoa; Chordata; Actinopteri; Cyprinodontiformes; Goodeidae. Gene Ontology annotation, cellular component: cytoplasm; nucleus. The record is from RefSeq and is a predicted model, not a curated record. The coding region runs from base 155 to 805 and encodes 216 amino acids. The transcript is spliced from 6 exons.
ACAGAGGAAGAGUCACUGUGGGUGCAGCAGUUCAUCUUCGCUUGAAGUCGUUGAUAGUUCUUCAUCCUGACGAAGAGAUUUAAAAGCAUAUUUCUACGUACUAAACACGAACCCGUAGUUCUUAUCCAGACUCUUAGAGAAAUUCUUCGUCAAGAUGAGCUUCUUGUUUGGCAGUCGCUCAUCUAAGACCUUCAAGCCGAAGAAAAACAUCCCAGAAGGCUCGCACCAGUAUGAGCUGCUCAAACACGCCGAGGCGACUCUGGGCAGCGGGAACCUGAGACAGGCUGUCAUGCUGCCAGAGGGAGAGGAUCUCAAUGAAUGGAUCGCUGUGAACACCGUGGACUUCUUCAACCAAAUCAACAUGUUGUAUGGCACCAUCACUGAGUUCUGCACCGAGACCAGCUGCCCUGUGAUGUCUGCAGGACCAAGGUAUGAGUAUCACUGGGCAGAUGGGACCAAUAUUAAAAAGCCAAUCAAAUGCUCUGCGCCCAAGUACAUAGACUACUUGAUGACCUGGGUGCAGGAUCAGCUGGAUGAUGAGACGCUCUUUCCUUCCAAGAUCGGAGUUCCCUUCCCCAAGAAUUUCAUGUCUGUGGCCAAAACCAUCCUGAAGCGUCUGUUCAGGGUUUAUGCUCACAUCUACCAUCAGCAUUUUGACUCUGUGAUGCAGCUGCAGGAGGAGGCUCACCUCAACACCUCCUUCAAGCACUUCAUUUUCUUCGUCCAGGAGUUCAACCUCAUUGACAGGCGAGAGCUUGCUCCCCUGCAGGACUUGAUUGAGAAGCUUGGAUCCAAGGACAGAUAGACAUUUCAUCACGCAUAUCCUCCUUUUUAAUAACAGUUUUUCCCCUCCUCCGCUCUUUCUCUUCUACCUCUGUGGUUUCUAGCCUCGACUUGUAAAGAAAUGUGUGCCUUCUUCUUUGGACUUCCUUGUUGCUUGUACUGUACGUUUUCUUUUAUUCCCUUAUGUUCUAUACAGAUUUUUAGCCUCUCUGACUUGUGUACAAUACUGUAGUAAAGGAAAGAUAUUUUUCACAGGACUAUGGUUAACGACUUCAGAAGAAAUCUACUGAAUUUUAUAUUGGACCAAGGCGAGGAUAUUUGAAGUGAAAACGGCUUCUCUUUUUCUGGAGUCUGACCGACCAAAUAUCUCUGUUGUUUUGUCUUUCCUUUGUGGACAGAGGAGAGUAACAGGAAAGAUAGUUAACAGUAUGGUGUAAUAAACCUGGUAUUGAGUGUGCUUUUGCACUUGUUACAACACAGCAAAUGAAGGCAGACACAUUCAUGCACAAGUGUUCUAUAUAUAAAGCUCACAGUCAUUUUUUUGGUAACAUUGCUACUAUUCAGAGCAUCUUUAGGUCACAGUUAAAUGUAAAGAGAUGGAUUGUUAUAUAAUUAUUGCAAUAAUAUCCUGUUAAAACACAUCAUCAUGCAGCUAUUUUACUUUGCCUAAGCAAUACAGUGUUUUUUUCACAUUUUCUGAAUGUGAUGAUAUGGUCGCAGGUUUUGAACAAUUACUUGUUACAAAGAUCCUAUAAAUCCUGUUUGAUUAACCUAUUAAUAGGAGCCUUAUUGUCGAAGUAACGACAACGGAAUGAAUGUGAACUUUUAGUUUUACUUGUAUUUCUGUUGAAUCCCUAACCACUUCUUUAUUUUAUGUAUUUUCUCCCUUGGAUUGAAAAGUUAUGUGAUUACUUUUUCAUCUAUACCAGAGAUGGUUGUGGUUGUAGUUUUGCUAUUUUUUACUCAGUGGGUCUUUGUUUCCUAUGAUAGUACCACAGUUAUUUGUUAGGCAGCAGGUUCUGUCCAUAUAGCCGAUGAAGCUGAUUCUCAUCAUGAAUGUCUGGUCUUCCAAAUGUUAAUCAAGGAAAUUGAUUUUUAAUGGCUUUACAUUGGACCUAAACUUAAAUCCAUCUUGUGAUCAAUAUGGUCAAUUUAAAGUACUUAUCACAAGGAACUAACCAGUGGGAUAUUUUCAUCUUAUAAUUUACCAGUUUUAAUAAGAGGCUACUUUAAUAGCAAGACAAAGUCACUGCUGAAAGCUUAUGAAAGCAUGUUGAAAUCACUUUAAUGGUAGUUUAUCCUCUUACAGGUCCAGAAGUGGCAUGUCCACUCAUUAUUUUUCAGUUUAUUCUCUUCCACUAUAUGUUUUUGCUUCAGCUCACAAUAUUAUUUUUGAACUCCUGGUUACAUUUACUAUCUCAUUGAAUAAGGCAUAUGAGGUGUAGGAGUUAAAGUUUUUUAUUUUUUAUUUCACAGUUUUGGUCCAGUUAUUCGGUGGUCGUUUAGGAUAGAGUGGGAGUUGUGGGGAUAAAUGUACCACAUUUAAAACUUUGCUGUAAAAAAAAAAAAUCAGUGUUUUUUUCUGACAAUAUUGUGCCUUACAAUAAAAAAAAAUGUUUCAUGACAGUAUUGAUGGAUCAAACGUUCAAUAAACAUCUAAAAGACAA